AUGGCUACGAGAUUGUCAGAUUUCAAACUUGAAGAGGUACUUUCGACUAAUGCACAGACGAAAUCGGUAAUUCUACUGGGUACUAUAUCUGAUUCGGCUGCGUUGGUAACGAUAUCUCGCGCCCAGAUCCCAGAUGUGUCCAAAGGGCUCCCUCUAGAAGAAGUCAAGCUCCUGGAAAAUAACGAUAUUUACUCUUGGGCCCUAGCUACAAUGAAGCAAAAUCUUGAGGAUGCGCCCGCAGCCAAGGUAGACGUGAUAUGGCCGGCUACUGAAACCCAUAUCGCCAAAUACAGGCCCUCAAAGACGCGCUGCAUUGUCGAGACAAUGGAAAUGUACAAUACUGUGGUGCGGCCGUACAUUGACUCUAUGUUGGGUGAUCGCAUACAAUGGGUAAAAGCAAUUCUAUUCGACGGGGCAGAAGCAGACCGUGUUAUUUACCGUGACAACGAUGUCGAGACGGGCUUCGUCUUACUGCCGAAUUCCAAAUGGGACGGCAAGUCGAUUGAAUCGCUUUACUUGCUCGUGCUCGUUAUUCGCGAGGAUUUAAGAUCAAUUCGUGACCUUACCACCGAGCACCUCCCACUUCUUCAAAACAUUAAGGAACAAGUUACUAGACAAGUCAAAGAGCGUUAUAAUCUCGAUCCCUCAGAGUUGAAACUCUACUUCCACUACCAACCUUCUUAUUAUCAUCUCCAUGUGCACGUUGCGAAUGUCUCGAUGGAUCAAAGCGAUUUUGGCCGGUCGAUCUUAUUCGACAACGUCAUAGAUGCUAUCAAUCGAGGAGGGUUCGAAAAUAUAAGCUACAACAUCUCAGAGAGCCACAAGCUGUGGGGUUCUUUCAAAGAUCAGAACCUUAUCUGA
This is a messenger RNA of Wickerhamiella sorbophila, 861 nucleotides long. Its product is annotated as m7GpppX diphosphatase. Gene Ontology annotation, biological process: deadenylation-dependent decapping of nuclear-transcribed mRNA. Lineage: Eukaryota; Fungi; Ascomycota; Dipodascomycetes; Dipodascales; Trichomonascaceae. The transcript has a single exon. Gene Ontology annotation, molecular function: RNA 7-methylguanosine cap binding; hydrolase activity. Gene Ontology annotation, cellular component: nucleus; P-body. Bases 1 to 861 code for a protein of 286 amino acids. The record is from RefSeq and is a predicted model, not a curated record.